UGGUUGAGAAAAUCACAACAAAGCAACGUCAAGCAACAAUGGGAAAUGAUUGAGCCUCCCAAUUUCUUUCUUGAAUGGCUUCGGUGCAGUGGCACCGAAUGGUGGGGAAAUUCGGUUGUUUUUAACAAAACAAUAAUGUGAUUGCUUUACAGGUAGUGUUUUUGCUUUAUUUUCGUUAGAAGAAAGUUUCCCGGAGAAUCCAAUUGGAAGAAGUUUUAUUACUACAGUAAUAUUUGGAAAACUGCGCGUAUGCUUUUCCCGUAGCGUAGCGCCUCAUAAUCAUCAUUUUCUACGAAGUAUAGUGUGUGCGAGUGUUUGUGAGCGAUUUAAGAAGAAGUGCGGAAAAUAAUAGUGACACCGAUGCACCGUCAUUGAAGAGGUGUGUAAAAGUAUAGUAAAGAAGUAGUGUGGUAGAAGCAAGAAGCAGACACCAAAAAGGAGAGUCAGAGAGAGAGAGAAAGCGGAGGAAGCAACAGAAGACAGCAAAAGCCACCCAACCAGUCAGGUUCUGCGUCGUCAUCGGAGAGCGGCAAGAGCCCCACCGGAAUAGCUAAUAAGUUCGGAACGCGCACCUACUACCUCCCUGGUUCCUGGUGCUGGUGGUGGUGGUCAGGAUAAAAUUGAAACAGAGCCAACAACCAUCCUUUACCGUUGCCGGCACAAGGCACCUUUGCCACGAUGCCAGGCGAGUCCAAAACGGCGGAACCGGCGCCAGCCACCAAUCCGAGCACACCGAAGAAGAAGCCCGCCACGUCGUCCGGUAAGGCGGCGCUAGCCAAAGUCACAGUCCUGGAUGGAUCGAUACUGGAAGUGACCAUCGAUCGCAAAGCUCGCGGUCGAGAUCUGCUGAACUCAGUCUGCGCUGGGAUGAACAUCAUCGAGAAGGAUUAUUUCGGUUUGACGUACGUAACGGCGGUCGAUCCCCGGGUAUGGCUGGACCUGGAACGACCGGUAGCCAAAUUCUUCCGCUCCGAUCCGUGGGAGCUGAACUUUGAAGUCAAAUUCUACCCUCCGGAACCGGCACAGCUGCAGGAGGACAUCACCCGCUACCAUCUGUGCUUGCAAGUGCGAAAUGACAUCCUCGAGGGCCGGCUGCCAUGUUCGUUCGUGACGCAUGCCCUGCUCGGAUCGUAUCUAGUUCAGUCGGAGCUGGGCGACUACGAUCCGGACGAGAUGAAGGAUCGCGCGUACCUGAAGGAGUUUAAGAUUGCACCGAACCAGACGCCGGAACUGCUGGACAAAGUGAUGGAUCUGCACAAGACGCACAAGAGUCAGACCCCAGCGGAAGCCGAGUUGCACUACCUGGAGAAUGCCAAGAAAUUGGCAAUGUACGGUGUUGAUCUGCAUCCCGCCAAGGACUCCGAAGGAGUCGAUAUCAUGCUGGGAGUUUGUGCGUCCGGAUUGUUGGUGUACAGAGAUAAACUCCGAAUCAAUCGUUUCGCAUGGCCCAAAAUCCUGAAAAUCUCGUACAAGCGAAACAACUUCUACAUCAAGAUCCGGCCGGGUGAGUUCGAGCAGUACGAAUCGACGAUCGGCUUCAAGCUGGAGAACCAUCGCGCCGCCAAGAAGCUGUGGAAGGCUUGCGUCGAGCAUCACACCUUCUUCCGCCUGAUGACGCCGGAACCGACGUCCAAGGCGGGUCUUUUCCCGCGGCUAGGCUCCAAGUUCCGCUACUCCGGGCGCACGCAUUACGAAACCCGGAAGACCCCCGUCGAUCGGCCGGCGCCCGACUUCAAGCGAAGCCUCACCGGGAAGCGGAUGUCCAGCAGAAGCAUGGAUGCCCUUGGCCACCAGGAAAAGGAGCGAGCUGCCCUCAAGGACCCGAACAAGGACGCCAACAAACGACACACCAUGUCACAUCCACCGGAUCACAUUCCGGAUCUGGAAUCGCCCACCCGUGGCUCCCGAAGCCCGAUCAAAAAGGAAAAGAAAGAACGCCUGAAGCGCGAGUCUAGCACCGGAACGGCUUCAGCGUCGUCUCAGAGCUCACUCGAGGGUGAUUACGAUAUCACUGCGUCGUCGUCUAACGUUGUUCCGAUGAGCCAGAAACCGAUCGGUGGAAUAGCAGUCUUCCCCGGUGCCGGAAAGAAGGACAAGGAAGCCAAGGAACCGGCUUCGCCUGUCAAGGAGGAAGGCGUCAAUGGCAACAACGGCAACCAGGAAGCGCUCAAUUCAUCCACCGAGGAGAAGACCUCCCCUGCUGGAAAGCGAAAGGGUUUCCUGUUCUCUUCGGGUCGCAAAUCUCCCAAGGAGAAGAAGACCGCUGGUGCUACGGCUACCCCGGUUACCAACGGUGACGGUAGCAAGAAGGGAGAUGCCUCUCCGGUGAAGGAACUGGCCGAGGCCCAAACGCAAGCUCAGCAGGCGCAGAAAGACGCCGGCAAACCCGGGUUCACUAAACCGUACGAGUACUCGGAGAGCGAAAAGGACACUAGUCCCAACAAGAAGAACGUGAAAUCCCGUGGCUUUCGGUACGAUGAGGAUCCCUCGCAGUAUGCUAGGGACAAGGAGGAAGCACAGCUUAGUCCGAAUUCGCAGAGCCGACGGGCCACGGGCUUGGCGUUCAACUAUGCCCCUGGGGAGGAUGAAAAGGUCCGGGAAUCGGUAGAGAAGCGUAAGGCUCCUGGUAGUCCUGGUUCACCGCAAGCGGGUGAUGCGAAGGACAAAUUAUCGCCCCAGACCGGUGGCAGGGGACUGGCUGGGGAGACAGAUGAGCAGAAGGGAGUAAGAACCAGUGCCCGCUCGUAUUCACCCAACAAGGGUAAGACGGUUGACCCACUGACUAGCGGAGCGGGAUCGUUCCGCCCGUUGGAUGACAUCCAGUCCGAUCCGAAUGCGGCCUUUAUCAAGGGAGAACAGGUAGCAGGAAUUGUACCGGUGAUUGCGGGACCACUCGAACCGGUUAAAAAGAAGGUUAAGAUCAUGGUGAUCAUUUCGAGAUUUGAUCCCAAGACGAAGAAGGUCGAUACGGCUAGCGGCGUGGUGGAACACUCGACUGGAGUGCUGGACACGAAGUCCGGUCAGAUUGAAAGUAAGUAUGGAGUGAUUGAUCCCAAGGCGGGUACGGUUGUCAACUUCAAUCCAAGAACCGGACAGAACGAAACCUUCCAGGGACAGACGGACCCGAAAUCCGGACAGCUUCAUGUUGUUAGCGGAGUGGUCGAUCCUAGCACAGGAAAGGUGGAUGACAAUCUGGGACAGGUUAUCAUUGUGGCUCCGGAUGACGAUUCCAUUGUGGAAAUUACGACCAUCACGGGUAAGGUCGAUCCCAACACCGGUAAGGUCGAUACGACCAAUGGCGAUGUGGAAAGAACUCGAGGUAUUCUGAACAGCAAGACGGGAGUUGUGUCUACCAAGUACGGAGAUAUCAAUCCCAAGACCGGGGAGUUGCGAACGGUAGAUCCAAAGAGUGGAAAAGCUAGCAGUCGAUCGGUAGCCGUCGAUAAGGAUAACGGACAGAUUACGAUCGUGGGAGUUACUGAUCCCAAGACGCAUAAGGUCGACAACAGUCAGGCUCACUUGGUGGCGAUUGGCAACCAGGUAGAUCCGGUCGUUGAAGUCACAUCGGUUCUCGGUAAGUUGGACAAGAAGGGAAUCGUUGAUCCGAAGACGGUAACAUUCGAUAAGAGCACCGGCCAGCUGGAUACCAAGGACGGUAAAAUCAACACCAAGUUCGGACAGUUUGAUUUGGCGAAACAGACGCUAACGUUCGUUGAUCCGAAAACGGGUAAAACUGAGACUAAAGAAGUCAAGAUCGAUCCGGUUACGGGACAGGUGCUGCUGAAGAACCAGGUCAAUCCCAAGACCGGAAAGGCCGAUAAGGAUUACGGAAGGAUCAUUUCUAUCAGAAUUGUUCAUAAUCGCAUCGAUCCGGCUACAGGAAAGCAUGUUUCCACAGUUGAAGAUAAGGACAUCAGGAUCGAUCCGAAGACCAACCAGGUCUGGGUGCCGGAAGGUAAGGAUCCCCGAACCGGUGAAACGAUCUACACUUCCAGCCAGGUCGAUCCGAAGACAGGCUACGUGAUCACCAUCUACGGUUAUCUGAAUCCGAAGACCAACGAUAUCGAGAAACAGACCAAACUGGAUCCUAAUCUUACCAAGGUUGACCCCACGACUGGACAGAUCUAUGCUGCCACCGGUCAAGUGGAUGAAGCAACGGGUGAACCAUUGUUCGCCGCUUCGCAAAUCAACGAAGAAAGCGGAGAGAUCUACACCAAGGUCGGCAAGGUGGAUCCAAAGACCGGUAGGUUGGUGAUCAUCAAGAUCUUCAUCCUGACGAAGAAGGAUGAACGUGGAAAACCCGAGGAGGUCGAUGUCAACGGAGUGGACUUUGAUCCGAUAACCGGCAAGAUCAACAACAUUGCCACCAAGACGGUGUACGUGUACAAGAUGCGCGAUCCAAUUACCGGGGAAACCUAUCAGGUCGAUCCCAAUGACCCCAGCAUUGCCGGAGCUCGCACCACCGUUACCCAAACUAUGACCCUGAGCGGUGAAAUCGAUCCACUCACCGGACGCAUUAAAUCUGAAUGGGGUCACAUCGACCCGAACACCGGAGACAUCGAUCCGGCUACGGCUAUCCGCGAUCCGGUGACGGGCAAACUGAUCCUCAACUACGCCGACAUCGAACCGAGCCACUUUGGCAAGAAUGUAACGGUCACGAAGGAAACGGUCCCCAUCACGAGGGAACAGUUCUACGAAGGCAUCAAGCAUCUGGGCAAGAAGGCGAUCCGACGGGACUCGGAAAGCUCCGACGACGAGAUGGCCCAGUAUGACAGCGAAAACGUUAAGGAGAUCAGCUCGGGAACUCCGAAGGCAGCCGCCGCCGCCGGUGGAAAGUUCGGAGCGCCAACGGUGGUUAAAACGACAACGAAGCAGGUUAUUACGAAGAACGAAGAUGGCGUUACGCAUAACGUCGAGGAGGAGGUGCAGAAUCUGGGAACCGGACAGAUCGUCUACUCGACACAGGAGCAUAAGGCCGACGCCCCCAGUGACAUUCAGGGUAAAUUCCUAACGGCAACGGCCGUAACGACGCGCACGGCCACGACCCACGAAAAUCUCGAAAGCAACGUCAAGACGCAACAGCUGGAGGAGAAGACCGUCGCAACGACUACGACGCAACGCGGCGAACAACAGGAGCAGCGAGUAGUCACACAGGAAGUCAAGACCACCGCCACCGUCACCAGUGGCGAUCAGUUUACCCGCCGUGAUAGCAUUUCGUCGACGAGUUCCGGCGAUUCCGGAACCCCAAUCGAUGGUCCGUACGGCGAGGAGGACGACUCCACGGUUAUCUACAACAAGAGCUACACGGGUGUUGAUGACGUUGCUGGAGCAUCGAAGGUUCCAACCGGUCCGAAUGUGGAACACCAUCGGGUGCUGCUCGACGAUUCGCAGGAAGGCGUCACAGCUGAGGGUGAGAUUGUAUCCUCUCAGACGGUCAGCAGCAAGACGCGAACGGUGGAAACAAUUACCUACAAAACGGAACGGGACGGAGUGGUGGAAACGCGAGUGGAACAGAAGAUCACCAUCCAAUCGGACGGCGAUCCGAUCGAUCACGACAAGGCGCUAGCAGAAGCCAUUCAGGAAGCAACCGCCAUGAAUCCGGAUAUGACCGUAGAGAAGAUCGAAAUCCAGCAGCAAACGCAGUAAACGAACAAAAAUAUUAAAAAAAAGGUAAGGUCUGCCGAGCAUGAUUUUGACGAUUCAAAACUGGAACCCUCGGGGCAGGUCUGCGCGAGUCACGUGCAAGAAUACAGCAUGCUUUUGUCCGGCUGUGUGUAGUAAACCGGUUUCUACACAGAAAUGUCAUCACAAUUUUCACACACUAUUGUUUUACAUUUUUUUUUCUCGACGCGAGCUAAUUUUAAGUAUGAAAGUAUAAAUAGUUGAAUGCGACAUGCCGACGAUUCCGCGACGAAUGGCGAAAAAUAAGGACAGUUGUUCUAGUUUAAGCAUUUUCUAAUUUUAAUUAACGAGAGGACAAAUAUUAUAUAAAAUGAUAAAUACAAGAAAAAACAAUCAAAUCGCUUUAUGUCUGACUAUGUUGUUCUGCUAUUGGAGAAAAAAAAUAACAAUGAUAAGAAGCAAAGUUGUUGAACAAUAUUUAACAAUAUUUACACACAAACACAUGAGAAAGGAAAAAAAAAUCAAGAAGCUUAUAUUAUUGAUUGAUGGAAGCAGUCUAUAUUUAGAGAGAGAGAGAGAGAGAGAAAGAAAAAAGGGCAGAGGAAAUAUUAUUCGAGUAUUUGCUUUCAAUGUUUCAUGUUUGCAAAGCGGGAAGUUGGAAACCAUUUUCCCGAGAGGACGAGAUCAAUGCUAAAAUAUUGCUGAACGUUGACAGAGAAAGAGAGAUUCGUACCAAGCAUUUCGUCGUGCUCCUUUAUCUACACAACAAUUGACAUUAUACAUAUAGCGAUCGUAGCUAAAAUUUACAUCAUAUAUCAAACAUAGUUGCAUACUUUUUCCAACCUCUCAAUCGUCUUACCUCUUUACCAACAAACAAAGUAAAUCCUAGUUCUCUUGCAAAAUUUGCCUGAAAGAAAGUAUAUGAAUUAGUGGAAUUUUUAGCUGAACGUAUUUAACCAACAAAAAAAAAACAACCAUCAUCGUGUUCACUGAAUGGCGAUUUACGAAGGCAGUAUGGGAAAAGGAAUCAAUCAAACGUACGACCAAAAUCAUUGCAAUAACGAAACCGUGGAUAAAGAGUUAGUGAUCGUGUUAGCUAUCAGCUGGAAGCAAAAAAAUGACGGAGCGAACGGAUAAUAAUGAAAAGAUAAAAAUCGUUGCCUUAUUUGUAAUCGAAUUUCUCUCUUUCUUCGACUCGUUUCACGAUCGUUUGCAAUCUGUGUAGAUUCUAUAUGUGUACUACUACUAUUAACUGCUACUAUUACAACUAUCUAUUACUGUGUAUUUCUGUACGUCUAUUUAUUUCCUAAUUUUAAUUAACAUUCCGAGAACGAAGAAGCAGUCGCAGAAGCUUCCGCUUCCGAGAGGAGCAAUAGAACAGAUCGAACGUACUAAGUUAUCCGUUAACAGAACCCCCCUUAACUUAUUCUCUAUCCGUGUAGAAUUCUUCUGUUGUUUUCCGUUAUUUGCUUUCCUCUUUUGAAAACAAUCUUACAUGUCUCCCGAUAAAACCUCUUUUUUAAAAAGUAGUUUGUUCAUUUAGGACAAAGGAUGUUGCGUAUUUAAAGGUUUAGUCUGUGACCUU
Molecule: messenger RNA, 7207 nt
Organism: Ochlerotatus camptorhynchus
Lineage: Eukaryota; Metazoa; Arthropoda; Insecta; Diptera; Culicidae
Gene: cora
Product: coracle
Exons: 15
Coding region: 679-5646 (1655 amino acids)
Cellular component (GO): cytoskeleton; plasma membrane
Molecular function (GO): structural molecule activity; actin binding
Source: RefSeq, a predicted model, not a curated record